This is a messenger RNA of Cucumis melo (muskmelon), 1955 nucleotides long. RefSeq names its product beta-amyrin 16-alpha-hydroxylase CYP87D16-like. Gene Ontology annotation, molecular function: oxidoreductase activity, acting on paired donors, with incorporation or reduction of molecular oxygen; monooxygenase activity; heme binding. NCBI's taxonomy places the organism in Eukaryota, Viridiplantae, Streptophyta, Magnoliopsida, Cucurbitales, Cucurbitaceae. The record is from RefSeq and is a predicted model, not a curated record. Bases 254 to 1705 code for a protein of 483 amino acids. The transcript is spliced from 8 exons. Gene Ontology annotation, biological process: sterol metabolic process.
UUUAUUUUAAAAGAAAUUAAACCCACAUAUAUUAUUGUAAAAGAAAAAAAAGAGAGAGAAGGGUCUGGUUUGGCAUGUAUCACGUGGCCAAUGAUGUUGAGAGAAAUGAAAAAACUAAUUGAUUUGAUAAUAUAAUGUUGCAAAAGCUAAGAUACAAAUACUUCAUAUAUAUAUAUAUAUAUAUAUAUAUAUAUAUAUAUACUCUUUCUUUGCUAGCUGUUAAUGAAAGAAAGAGAUUUUUUUUGAGAAAAUUAUGGAGGUUCCAUCAAUAAUGUCGACGCCGGUGACCGGAUUAGCCGUGGUCGCUGCAGUGGUGGUUAUAGGUUUGACCUACUUGGUUUAUAGAUGGAGAAAUCCUAAAUGUAAUGGAGUUCUUCCUCCGGGUUCCAUGGGCUUCCCUCUCAUCGGAGAAACCCUUCAGCUCAUUGCUCCCGGUUACACUCUUGACCUUCCUCCCUUCAUCAAGAAAAGAGUUCAGAAAUAUGGACCCAUAUUCCGGACGAGUUUGGUGGGUCGAUCCAUUGUUGUAACAGCUGACCCUGAAAUCAACAGUUUCAUAUACAACCAAGAGGGAAGGACUGUGGAGCUUUGGUAUCUAGAUUCCAUCUCCAAGGUGUUUAAGCAAGACGGCGAGGCUAAAACCACCGCCGGUGGAGCCAUCCAUAAGUACCUUCGAAGCAUCACUUUAAACCACUUCGGUUCUGAAAGUCUCAAGUCCAAGCUACUGGCUGAUAUCCAACGAUACGUUGAUAAAGUCCUCAUCCAAUGGUCUAACCAGCCCUCCGUAGAAGUGCAACGCGGAACUCUUACCAUGUUAUACGAUUUCAAUGCGGAUGUAAUGUUCGGAUAUGACCCUGAAAAGUCUAAUGAGAAUAUAAGUGAGAGCUUAAUCACAUUAGCUGAUGGUUUCAUGUCUUUCCCAGUGAACAUCCCAGGAACUAAGUAUAACAAGUGUCUUAAGGCACAAAAGAAGUUGGUCAACAUGUUCAAAACUCUCGUCAAAGAGAGGCACCAAGCCUCCGUUGCCGCUGCUCGUGGGGAUUUUCUCGAUCAAGCCCUUCGCGACAUUGAAAACGAACAGUUUCUCACUGAAGAGUUCGUUGUCAAUUUGUUGUUUGGUAUUUUAUUUGCCAGUGGCUCUGUUUCUGGAUCUCUUACCCUGAUGUUCAAGUUACUUGCAGAAAAUCCAUCCGUCGUUGAAGAGUUGACUGCUGAGCAUGAGAAGUUUUUGAAACAGAGAAAAGAUCCAGAAUCUCCCAUCACAUGGGAGGAAUACAAGUCAAUGACAUUUACACUUUACGUUAUAUACGAAAUUUUUAGAUUAUCAAACGCAAUGCCUUUUCUGUUGCGGAGAACUACAAAAGAUGUGAACAUAAGAGGAUAUACAAUUCCAGCAGGGUGGACGAUAAUGGUUGCCAAUUCAGCUCUUCAUUUGAACCCUGAAACCCAUAAGGAUCCCUUGGACUUCAACCCAUGGCGCUGGAAGGACCAAGACCAGUAUUCGGUUUCGAAGAACUUGCAGCCUUUUGGAGGAGGAACUCGACAAUGCGCCGGGGCAGAUUACAGCAGGGUUUUCAUGGCCAUCUUCCUCCACACUCUUGUCACCAAGUAUAGUUGGAAAGUGGUGAAGGGAGGAGAAGUUUCUCGAAGUCCUAUUCUCAAAUUUGGUGAUGGCAUUCAUGUCAGCUUCUCAGCAAAAGCUUAAAUUAGUCUCAAUAUGGAAUGGAAAGGAAUGAGCUAAAUCCAAAUGAAAACAAAAAAAAAAAUGAAAGCAGCUUUGAUUUUGUUCUUGUUUACUUGAAUCAGUAGCAUUCUCUCGUUUUUGUUCGUUAACUAUGUUUUUAUUGAAUAAAGACUUGAUACCAUUUGUAUACAUACCGAUCGAGUGUAGUUUAUCACUGUCAUAUUUUAACAUCGUUAUAUCAGGAAGUUAAGAUCUUAUCCCCUUCUAUUUA